AGCAGGACAGAGGAGGAACACAGAAACUCCUGAAGUGCUUCAUUUUCGGACGCCAACCUCUUUAAUUCGACUUUUCACCCCCUCCAUUAACCAAGUCGCAACUUUUUCAUCCUUUUGUCCUUUUUUUCUCUCUUGGUUGUUACUUCUCUCACAAGCCCAACUUCUUCUUCUUCUUCUUCAUCACUCUGCGUCCAUCUGUCCCGCUUCACCUGCAGCAUCCGCAGUCUGCUACUUCUUCCCGUGUGGUGGCGACUGUUGUCUCUGUGCUGGUCCUGCAUGGCUGAAUAGGCGGUAAAAGGGUUGGUCUUCUCUGUGGAGUGGGGGGGGGGGGGACUUGCGAAGUUGCAAUCAGGACCAGGACAAGCACGAGGAGGAGGAGGUGGUGGAGGAGGAUGGCGGUGGCUCUGGAUGAAGUGUGGGGGCGGGUGAAGAAUGUCUGCAAGCAGAACGGACUUCUCAUCCUGUCUGUGCUGGCCGUGGUCAUUGGCUGUCUGCUGGGCUUCUUCCUCAGGGGCAAGCAGCUCUCCGAGCAGGAGGUGAAGUACUUCCAGUUUCCCGGAGAGCUGCUGAUGAGGAUGUUGAAAAUGUUGAUUUUGCCUCUCGUUGUAUCCAGUUUAAUGUCGGGUCUCGCCGCCCUGGACGCCAAGUGCUCCAGCCGCCUGGGCAUCAUGACCAUCUCCUACUACCUCUGGACCACCUUCGUCGCUGUGGUGGUGGGCAUCGUCAUGGUGUACAUCAUCCACCCGGGUGGAGCUGCUCAGAAGGAGGACUCCGAUGAGAGCAAGAAGCCGAUGACCAGCUCCGCCGACGCUCUGCUCGAUCUCAUUCGCAACAUGUUUCCAGCCAACCUGGUCCAAGCUACAUUUCAACAGUAUCGAACCCAGAGAGUCCCAGAACUCAUCCCCAAACCCACGCUCGCCCAGCUCCUGGAUGAGACCACCACGCGCCGGGUCUACAUCUACGGCAUCCAGGACGACAACGGCACAGACGUGCAGAACUUCUCCCUGGACCUCACGCCGCCGCCUGACGUCAUCAUGAAAACAUCGCCUGGUACCAGCGAAGGCAUGAAUGUGCUGGGGAUCGUCAUUUUCUCGGCGACCAUGGGAAUAAUGUUGGGAAGAAUGGGACCCAAUGGAAGUGCUUUGGUCAACUUUUGCCAGAGUUUGAAUGAGGCAGUGUUGAAAAUCGUCGCCAUCGUCAUCUGGUAUUUCCCCUUUGGCAUUGUCUUCCUGGUUGCUGGGAAGAUCUUGGAGAUGGACGACCCCUCAGCCAUGGGGAAGAAGCUGGGCUUUUACGCCAUCACCGUGGUGAUGGGCCUGGUGUUGCACGGCCUUUUCAUCCUCCCGGCCAUGUACUUCUUCAUCACGAAGAAGAGCCCCAUCGUUUACAUCAGGGGCAUUUUGCAGGCCCUACUCAUCUCCUUGGCAACCUCAUCCAGCUCUGCUACUCUGCCUAUCACCUUCAAGUGCCUCCUCGAGAACAAUCACAUCGACAGACGCAUCAUUCGCUUCGUGCUGCCUGUCGGCGCCACAAUCAACAUGGACGGCACCGCACUCUACGAGGCUGUGGCCGCCAUCUUCAUCGCCCAAGUGAAUAACUAUGAGCUUGACUUUGGACAGAUCAUCACAAUCAGCAUCACUGCCACCGCUGCCAGUAUAGGUGCUGCAGGAAUCCCACAGGCUGGACUCGUGACCAUGGUGAUCGUGCUGACCUCCGUGGGGCUGCCCACCGAUGACAUCACUCUCAUCAUCGCUGUUGAUUGGGCUUUGGAUCGAUUCAGGACCAUGGUCAACGUGAUGGGCGACGCCCUGGCCACGGGCAUCAUGGCUCAUAUCUGCAGGAAGGAUUUUGUCAAAGAGGGGGAGCAGGUGCCUCUGAUCUGCGAGACUAAGCCCAUGAUAAGCAUCCAGCAGAUGAUGACGUACCAGAACCAGAAGAACGGCUGCUACCAGCCGCCGCCGCCGGGCAGCAAACACGACCGCCUCUCCCCGGACGUGGCCCGCCUGAUGCGGCUCGAGGAGGGGAUUCGGCCGGCCGAGAAGAAGAAGCACGGCCACUCUUCGCAUCACAAGCGAGAGCACAGGGACAAGGACCACUGUUCAGUCGAUAUGAACGGGCUGGAGACUAACGUAUAAGAGCGGCUGCCCUCCCGACAGUCACUGGCAAAGCCGCAGCCGAAGGACCGGGCAGGAGAGGAAAGACGUAUCUAAGAACUGAGGGGACGAGGCCCCCAUGCUUCUCUCCUCUGAGAGGGAGAGCGGCCGAGAGCGGAGGAGGGAUGCAGGAAAUGCAGGGUGGAAAAAAACUAUUGUUUGUGAGUGUACAUAUUAAUCAGAUGCGUCUUUUGACACCAGCAGUGACAGUGCGCCGCUCCGGCUGACAAACAAUUUAAACCACGAGAACUCACCGAGAUCACCCCAGAUCUGAGCGAACAAGGAGAACGCAAUAGCUAGUGACGGAUACAAUUAAAAGCAACCUAUCCCCCGUGGACUGUGGACAGACCAACAAUCACAAAACUGUCACUCAUAUCUCUUUUGGUAUAUUUUUAGCAUGUCAUUGUUUUGUUUUUUUAUCACUAUUAUUUGUAAUCGUGUUCUCUAAAAUCAAACUCGAUUCACCGGCUCAAUGAAGCGCACAACAGAGAGACAAAAUGUGACUAAGCAAGAUUAUUGAAGUGCAACAAGAAACCAUUUUUUUCGAACACACCUAUGCAAUAGCUUGGUUCACAUAUAUAUUUUAAGGGGAAGACAUGGGAGACUUUCCCACCCUUCCUCACACUUGUCUUCACUGCCUUGUUGCCCUGCAUCCAAGCGGGCCGGCUCCAUCCAAGUCAAAGCGUGAGUGGCUAAAAUAAGGGCUCAGGUUAAGUCUCCAAGCCAAAUUGGCCACUCUAAUAGCCUUAGUGAAUGCUUUCAAAGAUUUAAGUACACUUAAAAAUAUUUCCCCGCUCCACAUUUGUCAAUCCAAAACCACAAAUAAAACGACCUCUGACUUCAAAGGUCGCUCUGCAGGUUUAAAGAAAAGAAUCCGAGAAGGAGAAUCGGGGGCCAGCCUUGCAUCAAGAUUGGGUUGCGUCAGAGAAACACCAAUCACCAAGACAACCUUUAGGAACACGGUACAAAAGGCACAAUUGCCAACUCACUGAUCAAACCAUCCUCAGAGGCCGACAGUAACGAUAGUGUCCACAUUGAUGAAGUAGAUAAUAGAAGGCUUAACCUGUAUUGAGGUCAAAGGUACAUGAAUAAUGCCUGAGCAUAUACAAGUUGAGUGAAGGGACACAGGAUAUAUUUUUCUAUCUGUUUCCUUGAAGGUCAACAGUACACACACGUCUUAUCCCCUCAACCUUGUUUACUCCUAUAAACAUCACCUUGAUGCAGUUGGCAUGCUGUCCGCUACAAACGUAUUCAUUUAAAAUACCUUGAGAAGAUACAGAUGUCAGCCAUAAUCAAAAUAUACCAAUAUCAGUUGAAACUGAAAACGUGUGUGGUGACGGCAGAGGAGUGGGAUGUCGGAUGCAUUAACUCUUCAUCACACUUAAUUCCUUUUGAUUUGAUUUUGAAUUUCGGAAGUUCAAUUUUAAUUUGCGCAGCGCAACGUCACAGCAUUUAUCAGAAGUCUGUCCUUGUGUUGAGGUAGUGUUCCUGAACGUACAGUAGCCGUGCACAUAAAGAUCUAAGUCAAUUUGUGGAUUCCAUCAAAAUAAAUUUUAAAUAAAUUUGUCACCCACAGGACACACGUGUAUAAAUUAUAAAGUUGGCUAUAAGUAAAGAAUCCCAAAUCAGCACAUUAUAUAAUUAUUAUCACAUUAGCAUUACCACGUAUGUAAUCAUAAUUAACCCUAAACCCCAAAAUAAAUUCAACUUCUUGCUUCUAGUGUGUCCAGCUCUGUGCGCUGACUUGUUUACUUACUAUAUGUCUGCAUGAAAGAUGCCACUCCACCACACAGCGUCAGUCAUUUUCUCACUGUCAAUCUCAUAGAUGCAGGACAUAUUUUUUCUGAAAAAGACAGAUUGCGAAUUUUGAUGUAUGCAUAGGACUGAUCCACAGAACCAGUGUCAAAGACAGGCCUUUGCAGAAUUGAUGGCUGUAAAUAUAAAUGAUUUUUAUGUGUUACUCUGAGCCGAGGUUCCCUGUUCGAGCGCAGGCUGAGCUUCUCAAGUUGAUUUGAGGAUAAUCAAGACUGAAAAUCCGCACUUAACAACACACCUCUUCAUCUCAUCCCACCCUUCACACCGCGCUUGUUGCUGUAGAUCCCAUUAGCCCAGCACAAAUGGUCGGUGAGCAGGGCAGGCAGCCACGCAGCCUGUGCAGCCCACUGGAUAUUUACCAUUUGGCCAGCUGGCCGCCUGG
This is a messenger RNA of Scophthalmus maximus (turbot), 4350 nucleotides long. RefSeq names its product solute carrier family 1 member 7a (gene slc1a7a). Gene Ontology annotation, cellular component: plasma membrane. NCBI's taxonomy places the organism in Eukaryota, Metazoa, Chordata, Actinopteri, Pleuronectiformes, Scophthalmidae. The record is from RefSeq and is a predicted model, not a curated record. Gene Ontology annotation, molecular function: L-glutamate transmembrane transporter activity; neutral L-amino acid transmembrane transporter activity; glutamate:sodium symporter activity. Gene Ontology annotation, biological process: L-glutamate transmembrane transport. The transcript is spliced from 11 exons. Bases 393 to 2135 code for a protein of 580 amino acids.